This is a messenger RNA of Penicillium roqueforti, 2091 nucleotides long. RefSeq lists its product as uncharacterized. The coding region runs from base 1 to 2091 and encodes 696 amino acids. The record is from RefSeq and is a predicted model, not a curated record. The transcript has 5 exons. NCBI's taxonomy places the organism in Eukaryota, Fungi, Ascomycota, Eurotiomycetes, Eurotiales, Aspergillaceae. Gene Ontology annotation, molecular function: NAD+ poly-ADP-ribosyltransferase activity.
AUGGCACCUCGAAGUUUCAAAAACCUCGUCAUCACCGUGGGCGGGACAUUUCCCAACCUGAGACAGGUGGACUUAAAAACACUUAUUGAGGGGAAUGGUGCGACUUUCAGCACAGCGGUCACGGAUGAAUGUACCCAUCUAGUGACCACCGAGAAGGAUGUGGAGAAGCAGACUACCAAAUAUAAACAAGCAUCCCAAGUCGCCAAUUGCCACAUUGUUCCACUUUCGUGGCUUCUUGAAUCAGCCGAAGCGAAGAAACCAUUGCCGGAGUCCAAGUAUUCAUUCGGCCAGGCGUCGCAGCCAGAUGACGACACACAGAAGACUGCAGAUGCUGCUCCUGCAGAAAACAAGCGUAUUACUAGGAAGCGAGGUGCGGAUGCGGCUCCCGCUGAAACACAAGACACCCAGAAGAACGGUGCAGAUAGCAAAGCUAAACCAUCCGAGGAUAAGAAGCCCGCAAGCAAGAAACGAAGCGCGACUGAAGACCCCGUCAAAAAUGGUUCCGACAAAAAGACAAAGGACAUCCAGAAGACAACCAAAAAGACGAUUAAUGUCCCAGUCGAUGAGGGCUUCAUGGAAUUUGGUAAAAUCAAGGAUCCCAAGGUUUACAUUGAUAGUGCCGGUCUGAUCUGGGAUGCCACCCUGAGCCAGACCGUUUCGGCCAACAAUGCCAACAAAUUCUAUCGUAUCCAGUUGUUGAGCGGUACAAACUCAAAGUACUUUACCUGGACACGCUGGGGUCGAGUUGGGGAGCAUGGGCAGUCAGCCUGCCUCGGAGAGGGCAGUUUAGGAGCCGCGAUGAAGCAUUAUGAAAAGAAGUUCAGAGACAAAUCAGGCCUGAAAUGGGUGGAUCGGCUCGAUACCCCUAAAAACGGAAAGUACACAUUCCUUGAGCGCAACUAUGAAGAGGACGAUGAAGAUGAAGAGCCGGUGAAGAAGGAAAAAACCAUCAAGGAAGAAGAGGACCAGCCCGAGGUAGAGAGUGCCUUAUCCAAGGGACUUCAAAACCUCAUGUCUUUCAUCUUCAACAAACAGGAUGCUCUCGACACGUUGGCUGCAAUGUCCUAUGACGUCCACAAACUACCACUUGGGAAGCUGAGCGACCGGACUUUGAAAAGCGGGUUCUCGGCUCUAAAAGAGAUCUCCGAGCUGAUGAUUACACCAAGUGUGGCGCAAGCAAAAUAUGGCCAAUCAUAUAAUGAUGCCAUAGAAACGUUGAGCAACCGAUAUUUCACCUUGAUUCCUCACGUCUUUGGCCGCCAUCGGCCCCCAACCUUGAACACAAAUGCGCAGAUCAAGAAGGAAAUUGAUUUGCUGGAAGCACUGACGGAUAUGGACGUUGCCAAUGAAAUCAUGGUAUCGUCCAAGCAAGGCGACGACACCCACGCGCUGGAUCGCCAGUUCCAGAGCCUGGGUAUGAAGGAGAUGACCGAACUGGACCACAAAUCAACCGAGUUCGUAGAACUCGAGAACUACUUGAAGAACUCUCGCGGCGACACACACAACAUGAGCUACAAGGUCGUGAACAUCUUCCGUAUCGAACGCCAAGGCGAAAACGACCGCUUCAACACCUCCCCCUAUGCCAGCAUUCCAAACAGCGACCGCCGCCUCCUCUGGCAUGGAUCUCGCAGCACAAACUUCGGUGGUAUCCUCAGCCAAGGCUUGCGCAUUGCGCCGCCCGAAGCACCCGUCAACGGCUACAUGUUCGGCAAGGGUGUGUAUUUAGCAGAUACCUCGAGCAAAUCCGCAAACUACUGUUGUGCCUACAACAGCCGGGGGAUGGGGUUGCUUCUUCUCUGCGAUGCCGAGCUCGGUGCACCCAUGCUGGAACUUGUAGAUAGCAACUAUAACGCUGGCGAGGAUGCACGCAACUCUGGCAAAAUUGCUACACUCGGCAAGGGCUUGAACGUUCCUGGUGGAUGGAAGGAUGCUGGAUGUUUGAAUCCGGCUUUGGAGGGUGUGAAGAUGCCUGAUGUGGCUAUUGGCAGCACCCACCUAUCUGAAAACCGUGGCCUGUUCUACAAUGAGUACAUUGUGUAUGAUGUUGCGCAGAUCCGACAGCGCUAUUUGUUCCAGGUCAAGAUGAACUGA